Molecule: messenger RNA, 3629 nt
Organism: Hyposmocoma kahamanoa
Lineage: Eukaryota; Metazoa; Arthropoda; Insecta; Lepidoptera; Cosmopterigidae
Product: cilia- and flagella-associated protein 43
Exons: 22
Biological process (GO): cilium assembly
Cellular component (GO): axoneme
Source: RefSeq, a predicted model, not a curated record
AUAUCGACGGAUUACAAACUGACGUUGUUGCGCUACAUAGAGCUGGGCCGUGGCUUGGCAGACUGUUUUCUGAUGCAAGUGGGAGAAUUUAUGCGUGCCUUCAUCCUUGUUCUUUUCUCUGACAAAUAUGUCAUAGGCGAGCGUAUUGUGUGUGUGAACGCGGAGACCGGCAAGGACAACAAGUUCGCUGGCAAAAUGCAGGGACCCUAUGCGAAGCUGCUGCCGCUCACUCUCAAGGACACCAUGUUCGCCAUUCCUCAUCUCAGCCGUCAAUUCCAUUUAUUGAAACUCUCUGGUGAUAAAGGAGGAACGGUUGCAGUGAAGAUGGGUCCAAUAGUAAAUUCGGGUCACGAGUUGAAGCAGUUUAGCGGCUCAUUCGGCGUUAACUCGCUGGUUACCUUCGGCGCGGACGGCCACGUCGUUCUUCGCACGUCCGACAUUCCUCCUCACUACGAGUUUAAGGUAACAGUAUCCCAUCGCUACGAAGCCGGCGUGAUAGACGCUGUGGCGGAUGACACAAACUCGGCAAUAAUGCAUCUGGGGUCGAAUAGAACAGCUGCGGUGAUGUACCGCAAUGGAAUGCAGCCCGAGCUACGCGACGAACCUCAAGCUGACCCGCCCGACCCAAGCUUCUUUGAACAGUCCUCUAACACUAUUAACAUCAUUGAACAGAACGAUAAGAACUACCUGGACCAGCAAGAGGACAAGAAAGUGCAUGAGGAGUCACUUGACUACAAAAAACAGCGCGACGAGGUAGUGAAAUUGUUCCACACCCUGAAGACGCAGCUGGUUACUUUGCUUGAGGAGAAUAUCAGGGAGCCGCCGCUGCAUCAGCUCUCGCUCUCCGAGUUCAACCUACAUCUCGAAAAUAAAAAGGAACGCCUUAAGGCGGCGGAAAAGGAACGCGAAGAGAUUCGCUUGCAAGCAGAAGUCCUCAUUCGAGCGCAGGAAAAAGUAACUUUGUGGAUAAAGAAAACUUGUUGGGACACCAUGCUCACGCCACGUGUGAAAAUUUACGCUAUCUUCAGUCAUUAUCAGGUCGAGAAUUUUCCGGUAUUGCCAACGCAACGCGAGAUAUGGCCAGAACUGGAGCAGACGCGUGAGUUGCGUGCCAUCGAAAUGGAAAACAACGCGGAUGUGUUCCGGCCUUGGGAAGAGGUGGAGGAGCUUGUACAGCACACGGCCUCCGUCCCUAGCCAACCGCCAUUGGAGUCCCAGGUGUCGGUAGAAAGCAUCGGUGAGGCUGAGGAGACUGUUACUGGCCAGCCGUACGCGCUGGCUGGUACAAACGUGCACCGAUACGUGUCCGUGCCCUCCUUCCAUAUUCCACAGACACUUUCCUACUCCUUCCUACAGAUGAAUUGGCUCACACACAUCUCUAAGCUGAAUGUACAGAAUAUGCGCCUUUGGUUCAACAAACAGUUCGAUGAACUGAUGGCGACGAAGCGACGAGAAGUCGGGCUUGUCGAGGAGCGCAACACGCGUCUCCGCUUCAUAAUUGAAGAAUUGAACAAGCUAUCAGAUUUACGGGGCAGUUUCCAUCAUUUGCUAAUACAAAUCCGCGAUCCACAAUGGCGGCAGGAGGAAUUGCCGCAGUUGCUUACCAAAGUUGAGCCAGAUGAGUGCACUAUCCCGCCGUACAUCAGCCCGUCGCAGAUCGUGAUCGUGCCGCCGGACCCGGGGCCAAAGGAUGAUUUCCGCGAGCGCGCACUCAACGAGAUGAUGGACGGUGUGCUCGAGAAGCUCUGGCACGAGGAGAUUAAAAAGCCCAUUCCGAUGCCACAGUGCAUGUUGGAAAAGGACCCAGAGCACUUCAAUGAGGAGGACCUACGGCAGGUAUUCGAUUACGAGUCGAAGGUGCAGUUUCGGUGCGACGAGCGCGAGAAGUAUCGUAAGAUGCUGCACGCCGAGUACGCCAAGCUCUCGCAGGUGCUCAACGAGGGCAUCGUUAAGUUCAACGCUAAGGUGAAAGAGUUGUGGCUGACGCGGUUAAGAGUGGACUCGGUAAUUGGACAAGAGACGCUUAAUUUGAUGCGUCUGCGUCGUGUGAACCUUGACCGCGUCGAGGAGUCCGAGGAGAUCGAGAAAAUAAGAGCACAUCUGGCACGGUAUGAAAAAGAGGCAGAGGAGCUACAGGAGGAGUUGACACUGAUCGGCGAGCAGGCUGUAGAGUGCCAGGCAGCUUAUGACGCGCUUGCCUCUAAGGAUCGCUAUAUGGACCGCACCUUCAAGAACAACUUCACCGACCUCUCACCUGUCAUCGUGGAGCAGUGCUACAAAUAUUUCAAAAAGCGUCCCAAGUGGCACCAGCGCGCGAGCAUGAUUCCCGCGGUUCUCUACGAGCUGGCUAGUGCUAUCGCUACUGGCGUUCGUUCGCCGUUGCUGCAUUACGACUGCAUCGAAUAUUUUAAGGGGGUGGAGCUACUGGAUCAGAUAAGUAACAUGCCGGCCGUGCUGGACGAGGGCCUAUGGGUUUCUAUGUGUCGUCUGCGCCGUGUCAAGAUUGACAAUGAAAUUCGAAUGCGCGCUCUGGCGUUGGAAAUGGGAUAUGUGGAAAGCGCGAUGUCGACUUGGACACGCGCGUUGAGUGCGCGGCGGAACUUCGUUGCCAACGGCCAUCAGCACCUACAGCAGCAUCGCGAGCACGUACGAAACACCGCCAUGAACCGCACCAUACAGAUAGUAGUGCCUGCUGGACAAGUGGAGGUUGUGACAACCGGCCACUUUGAAGAUUUUGAAGAUGCAGCGCUUAUCCUGCGCUCCGACGUCGACGCCAUUAAUAAUCUCAUUAAGAAAGUGGGCGAUAUUAAACUGCGCAUGAUGCGCCGCCAAAUCGAGUUCCGCAAGGGAAUUCUCGCUAAGGAAUGGGAGCACGCACAGAUGAAGAUGAAACUGCGCCAUAUGCGUCAGGAGCUCUACUCCUAUGAGCGACUCAAGAUCCCUAAAGAACUUCAGUUCUAUUUGAAGAACAAAACGGAGGGUUACACAGAUGAAAUGGACUACAUGCGACUGGAAAAGGAGAUGGCUGCCAACAAAAUGUCUAUAGACCGCGUGCUGCAGGAAAGCGCACACCGCUGCGAAGAAAUACAGGUGAAAAUAAGUGAACUGGAAGCUGAAUCGGCUAAGUUGGAGAAAUUGAUCAUCAACUUACUCCUCAAAGUGUCGGAGAAACGCCUAAACGAGGAUCCGCUUGGCCCCAUUCGCAUCCGUCGAGUGUUCAAAAAAAGAUUAGAGGUGCUGAUGGCUCGUAGCCAGUUGAUACGCGAAGUGCAGGCCAACCACACUACUAUAGUUCUUCUGCAGACAGAGCUCGAGUUGCUACGACUCAAGACCUACCCAACACUCGCUAGUUUCCAAACAUUCUGCUAGUCGUGACGCCAACAUACGUAACUAUGAGGCUAGAUAGAAUAUAGAUUGUCUAGUAAUCCUAGUUGUCGUAUGACUUAAGUAUGUUUAUGUUUUUAAUAUCAACGUAUUUCGCGUUAUGUUAUCUACAAUUAAGUAGAGGAUAGCUUGCAUUUUAAUUUUCGCACUCUGGAUGCUGUGUAUUAUUUUUAAGGGAUGGAAAAGAAGAAACAAGCAAUAAGCAAGACAUAAUUAGAAAAUAACUUGCGUGACUCUUUGUCACU